Molecule: messenger RNA, 1182 nt
Organism: Symbiodinium sp. CCMP2592
Lineage: Eukaryota; Dinophyceae; Suessiales; Symbiodiniaceae
Source: the annotation of a GenBank genome assembly
AUGCGAAAAAGCAGCUGGCCCAAGCUUUUUCCAAGUUUAGAAACAAGCGAGUUGGGUGAUCUGGAAGAUUUUGUGCUUAGCAGCGACAUCUUCAAGGAAGAGCAACUCGUCCAGAAUACUGAUGCAGACUUCCGCCGGUCAGUCGAGACCAUGCAAAGCAAGAAGCUUGAAAUGAAUACAGUCAUGCAUCUGACGAUGGCUGUACUAGCUUCAGAGCUGGACGUGGACUUCUAUGCCCAGUGUCAGCAGUACUUCCAAGCUUGGACGUUGCCCAAAGCCAGGAGCGAGUCUUUGUGUGGCAUGUUCUGUGCCAAACGGAAAGAAGCCAACAAGGCUGCAGGCACUUUCAAGGCCACGGCUUCGGAAGGUCUCAGUUUGUAUAGUCUGUUCGGUUUCAUGCUGGUGCAAGUGGUGGCGCCGCUGGUGAAGUGCAGCAACGUGAUCAAAGCUUACACCGGGCUUGUCAAUGUCAUUGAACUGAUUCAAGCAAUACCCCUGGACAAAUGCAACGCAGAUGAGCUCCGGUAUGCCAUCAGCUUUUUUUUGGAUGCAUGCUUAGCUGCCGGAUACCGAGGGUUUUUUCACCCCAAAUUCCACUGGCAGCUGCACAUGCCGAGCCAACUGGCACGGUUUAAACGCAUGCCCAGUUGUUGGGUUCACGAGCGAAAGCACAAAGUCGCAAAGCGGUUCGGAGCUCCCAUGGCCAACACAGCAGCAUUCGAACGAUCAUUGUUGCUUGAAGUCAUUGGCCACCAGAUGGCGGAACUCAAGGAGAACUACGUCUUUGACACUUCUGCCAGAUUGGACAAGGCAUGCAAAGCAUCGCAGAAAAUGAAGCAGUUUCUACAAGAUUACAUGGGGAGGCUUUCGGAUGACAUCCAAACUUGUGCCCGGGCCCACCUGUCGCCGGCCGGGCAAUGCCAAAAAGCUGAUGUAGUGCUUCUGAAGCAUGGGCUGGUCAUUGGCGAAGUUUAUUUUCACGCGACCUUCGGCGAUCGAGUGCUAUCUUUGCUGUCACUGUGGGAAAAGCAGACGUUUGAGGCAUGCAAAGGCUGUGGCGUUUUCAAGAAGCAACAUGCUCCCAUGCUUGUGGACACCGCAGACAUAGCUUGUGCUCUGCCUUUCUGCCAUUUGAAAGGCGACAUGUACAGAGUCUUCGUUCCCUUGGCAUACAGGCGGUAA